Carassius auratus (goldfish) is the source of this 2276-nucleotide messenger RNA. RefSeq lists its product as uncharacterized. Lineage: Eukaryota; Metazoa; Chordata; Actinopteri; Cypriniformes; Cyprinidae. The transcript is spliced from 5 exons. The record is from RefSeq and is a predicted model, not a curated record. The coding region runs from base 108 to 788 and encodes 226 amino acids.
AUAUCAGAUCUCGCGAGGGUUUAGUUGUAUCGAGACUUGCAGAGAACGCGUCAGAGUAGAUCUACGGAGCAACACUAUUAUUAAUUCUAACAAACACAGCCGUUGACAUGAUGGGAUUCUGUUUUUUACUCCCUCUGUUCGUUUUGCUCCUUCAUGGUGUUUUUGGUGAUGAUGUGGUGAAAGAGAUCGAGGGAGAGACUGUCACUCUAAACACUGAUAUAAUCAAAAAAGAGCAUGACAAGUUGCUGUGGUAUUUUGAAGACACUCGCAUCGCUCUGAUCAAUGGACAUCCCAACACGAGCUGUUUAUAUGAUGGAGAAGACGGGAGAUUCAGAGACAGACUGGAGGUGGACUAUGAGACUGGAUCUCUGAUCAUCACAAACAUCACAACUCAACACGCUGGACGUUAUGAAGCAGAGAUCAUCAGAAGUGAGAGUUCAGGAAAAAGACAAAGUUUAAACAGAAACCGCAAGUGUGAUAGCACAAAAAUCACCAAAAAAAUCAGCAUCAGUCAUGAUGAUAACAUAAAAACGUUCAAGGUGAUCGUCACUGCUGCUCUGUCUGAUCAAGUCACAACUGAAGAAGAGCCCCGUAUGGAGAAGAGGGAGUUUGACUUGGCUGUUUCAGGUUCAGGUCUGUCUUCAGCUGCUGUAGCAGGAAUUGUUGUUGGUGUUAUUGUUGUUCUGCUGCUGCUGACUGUUGUAGCUGCUGUUAUUAAAUAUCGCAGCAGGAGCUCCAGAAAUACAGACAUGGAGAAAAACAAGUAUGAAGGAUUGCCCUUAGAUUAGAAACGAUACUGUACUGAAACCUGACAUCAUUUUAAAUGUCAAAUAAACCUUAACAGAAUCUGUUUUGAAUCUGAUUUGAACUGCAAACAGAGCUGUUCUCUUCUCUAACUUUACCUUCUGUGAUUCAUUAUUACAAAAGUUUGGAAGUAAAAAACUACAGUCAGACAAACAUAUGGAAAAACACACUGCUCAGCUUAAAAAUGUAAAAUAUGUGUCGUUAAGCAUUAUCUCUGUAACGUUUACUGAUCGGUCAAAAUUCUUACAGUCGGUUAACGGCUAAGCGGUUAAAAUGAGCACGCUUAAUCGUAUUUACCCUGUUUUAUUAGCAUUAAAGACAAUUUACAAGCACAUAAUUAUCCUAGGUUAGCUGAGUGACACUAUCUGUAAACUAAGCUAGAGUACAUUUAAAUUUAGAAAUUUAGGAAAAUGUAUCCUGUUUUUAUUCAAAUCAGCAGAUGAGCAUCACAAGAACUUUAACACAGGAGUUAUUAUAAUAAGAUGAAGGAUGGAUGGUUAUUUCACCAAAGCUCAACAGAGCUGUUCCUCUGUGCUAAAUAAAUAAAAAUUUAACAUUUUAAUAGUGGUGGGCUGUUAUCGGCGUUAACGCGAGACUCUUAUCGGGUGAUUAAAAAAAUAUCACCGUUAAUCUAUUCUCAAAGUUGGGUUGGGAGCUGGAUAUAUACAGCCGAAUUGCACUGUAGUGGGCGAGAACGAGUCUUUGCACCUGUGUGUAAGCCUACUGUGAAAUUCGGUGAAAACCGAAUAUUAUAAUUCCCAGGGGACCAAAGUUUUGUAUAAAUGUUACUCAUUACUCAAAAACUGUAUAAUGUUACUCAUUAUUUGAAAUAAUUAGUGAAGAUCAAUGGAUGCCAUUGUGUGAAAUAUAUAUAAUGUAUUACAAGUAACUGCAAUCUGAUUAUGAUGAUUUUAACAUGUAAUAAAAAUAUAAUUACAAGGUAUUUUUAUUUAUUUUUUUAUUUUAUUUUUUUAUAUCUGAUUAUGUAAUCCAUAUUACAUGAAAUAUCAAUCAGAGAAACAUAACAUGUUUUGCAUCACAGGUUCAUUAUGUCUUAUUUUACCUAUAAUAUGUCUUGGUUUUCUUGCCCUUUAUUUUUUAUUUUUUUUUUAUCUUUAUGGAGAAAACUAAUGGAAAAAAUACUUCCAGCACAAAAAUGACUUUUUUUGCUGCAUUAUCACUUUUCUUAAUGCAUGGGAAUAAUUAUAAAUGUAUGUCUACAAAUGAAAAGUCCUCUUCAGAUUUCCUGUUGCAUGUUGUCACUGCUGUUUUAUUAUUGAAUUGUAUUUUAGUGUAUAUUUAUUGCAUUAAAUAAAAAUAAUGCAAAUUCAUGUAGCUAUAAAGAAUUAAGUAUACUUACUAUUAGUAAUAUCACUGUGAUUUGUCUUAAACCAUUAAAAAGCUAAUAUUUAUACUGUGUUUAUAUUUUAAACUGAAUUGCUCAAUAAAUGAUUAAAGCUGCAUCAAUUAAA